Suillus fuscotomentosus is the source of this 309-nucleotide messenger RNA. RefSeq lists its product as uncharacterized. NCBI's taxonomy places the organism in Eukaryota, Fungi, Basidiomycota, Agaricomycetes, Boletales, Suillaceae. The annotation marks the transcript as partial. The transcript has a single exon. The record is from RefSeq and is a predicted model, not a curated record.
ACCAACAUUUCAAAAAUUGAACCUAAAACUAAAAAUAAAAUACUCCUUCUUGCAGCACUUCAAGGGGUAGAAGAGCUCUGCAAGUUUUACCGAAAUCGUGUCAUCACCUUGCAGGCACAGGCCAUCUUGAAUGAAGCUUACUGUAACAAGCUUCAUUAUCAGCUCGCCUUUCAAGAGGAAAAGGUCACAAACCCUGACGCACCUGGGAAACUUGUCAAUGAUGGUCUCCUGCGACUACUAUCAGGUGAUGAGUUCUAUGAAAGGGUGGUUGGGUUUACAAGAUGGCAGAAACAGAAAGAGGCAGACAAA